Molecule: messenger RNA, 549 nt
Organism: Suillus bovinus
Lineage: Eukaryota; Fungi; Basidiomycota; Agaricomycetes; Boletales; Suillaceae
Exons: 2
Coding region: 1-549 (182 amino acids)
Source: RefSeq, a predicted model, not a curated record
AUGCUACACUCUUUUAUCAAGACUACAAAGCUUUGCUGUUGGCUCAGUCGACCAGAUUGUCCUCCAGCUAUUCAAGAAUGCAAAGUUCUGUUUGACAGAAUGUAUGCUCCCAAGAGCAUUGCAAGCCUCGAUGAAGAACUUGCAGUAUUGUGUGCAAGACUAAAAUUCAACAGUGUUAUCUACAGCAGAGCCUCUACACAUAUUGGGAAUAGUCAAGUUUUUUUUUAUCCUCAGGGCGACCAGUUAACAUCUCCUGUCCCUGGCAGCAUUCACCAUAUCUAUGCUAUGCCAACAGGUGAACUGGUGUUUGCUGUACUCAGACAGCUCCCACUCAAUCGUCACAACCACACUAUUGAUCCAUUUGCUGUGUAUCCCGAUUUUCCCGCAAAAUUGUAUUCGUUGAACUUAAGUAGUUACUUAGAAACCAUCAAGGUAUCUUGGGUUAUUGGUCACUUUGCUCAAUGGCAGAUUUUGAGUGAUCAUGUUGCCAUACUAUCUCUAUGUCGUGUAAGUACAGUCAUUCUUAAAAUCAUCAGCAUCAGUGUCUAA